AUGUCGUCGACGACCUCUCUGCCGACGCCACGGCAGCUCCUCACAUCAAUCCUAAACGGCGCGGGCACCCUACCACUACAACCACUGCCACCACCCCCUCCUCCGUCUUCCUCCUCCGCGAACCCGCUCAGACACCUUGACCAGACCCGCCGCCAUCUCUUUGCCACACUCCACGUCCUAUUCCCGUCCUUACUCCUGCCCGCCCUGGAUCUACUCGACAGGGGCCUCGUCACGCGCCUCCUCCACCACCACCUCCCUCUUGAUCGCCAUGCGGUAGGACAACAGGCGGCCCACUCCUCUCGGUACAGCCGCCCCUCACCACCACCAAGCGUCUACGUCGUCCGUUCGGCUCAGAAGAAAGCCUUCCGCCGCGGAUUGUCGUCCGAAGGAGAGGCAGUGUCCGGACAGGGGGUGUACCUCGUCCACACGGCGGCAUGGAGCUGCACCUGUGCGGCGUUUGCCUUCUCGGCCUUUUUGCCCGCGGCUGGCCAUGGCUCGCACCAUCAUCAUCAGUCUCCCUCUGUGCGGCCUCUUCCUUCUGUUGGCAGGGCGGAUGGUGUGGCGACGGUGGAUGCAGCCGGGCAGCUAGGAGAUGGUGACACAUUGGACAGCUGUGGGUUUGGGGGGUUGAGUCUUGAGGGGACGGAGGAUGAUGGGGGUGGGAUGCCGCCUUGUUGUAAGCACCUGCUGGCGUGCGUCUUGGCAGAGAAAUGUCAUGCUCUUUUUGGGCGGCAUGUGAAUGUGCGGACGGUUGGGAGGGAGGAGAUGGCUGGAAUCUUUGCGGAUGUGUGA
Cryphonectria parasitica EP155 is the source of this 792-nucleotide messenger RNA. RefSeq lists its product as uncharacterized. Lineage: Eukaryota; Fungi; Ascomycota; Sordariomycetes; Diaporthales; Cryphonectriaceae. The coding region runs from base 1 to 792 and encodes 263 amino acids. The transcript has 2 exons. The record is from RefSeq and is a predicted model, not a curated record.